Molecule: messenger RNA, 6192 nt
Organism: Clonostachys rhizophaga
Lineage: Eukaryota; Fungi; Ascomycota; Sordariomycetes; Hypocreales; Bionectriaceae
Source: the annotation of a GenBank genome assembly
AUGUCGGAUCUUAACGAGGAACUAGCCAAAUGGUUCGAGGAACUACAGAAAAUACCCCAAGAGCACCAUCUGCUAUGUCCUAGGAUCUCUGAUGAAGAUGGCGAGAACUACAAGACUUUGGAAGAUCCACACUCAGAGAUUUCGAUCGAAGAGAAGAAAAAACGUAUCCAAGAUGGUGAUAGGCGUAUUGAGAUCACAUACUGGAAUAGUUUAAUAUUUGGGUUCGACAAAAGCGAUGCCGGGAAGUGGUUGGAGGACUUCACCAGCAGGUUGGAAAGUUACCUCAAGCACUGCUCCGAUUGUGUCCUUAGCUGGCAUAUGAAACGCAAAGCUCACCUCCAAAAGUUUGCCGAGCGCUGGAACGAGGAUGCCGUUGCACAAAUUCGAGACCUCCUUGAUCGACUCGAUAUCAAGCGUAUCGACCACAACCUAAAAUGGGCGAAGGAAUUUAUUGAGAAGAUCGAGGCAACUGGUGCGGUGUUCAAGAAGUCUGCAUUUGGAGAGUAUUUAUCGGAAGUCCACAUCGCAGUCUAUGAGGCUCUUUGCUGCGUUCCCUAUAUGGCGAUCCCGGACCAGCGAACAACCUUCCAGUAUGUUUUCAUGAGACUACAAGGAAAGAGUUAUUUGAAGCUUGGUACCAAGGAUCCUCUUCCAGGAAUGACAUAUUUUCUCUUCGAUCAGAAAAAUGAAGAUCGGAGGAAAUGGGCCUAUGAAAACUGGAAACAUAUAGAACCAAACUCCAUGAGCGAGGAGCAAUUCGAUUGGGCUGUAAGUGGUGGGCUAGUGGCGGCAAUGGACGAAAUCAGCAAGAAGGAUCUGGCCAGUGCAAUUCCCGAGACAUACCUCGAAAUCGAAAGAUUCUGGCUUGGCUUUGAACAAAUCCUUGGGGCCCUGAACGAGCAACUUAUUCUUGCACGACUCCGAAGCCUUGAAGUCCGUCCAGGAUGCCCGAACAUCUACGAAUUGCUUUUCCGCCACAUCCAAUCAUGCAGAUGCGAAGGAAUCCUUGUUGUCGGGAUUAGAAUCCUCGUCGCAUUCCUCAAAAUAUCUCCCAAACCUUUCUGGGACGUCAUCGGUGAUGCUCGACCUAAUGUCAUUGCCGAUCUCAUUUGUGGAAGCCCGGUGUAUCAGACACUUCUUCGCCAGUCCUUGGAAGACUGCUGGAGCGAAUUCCAGGCAGGACCUGAUUCUGUUCCGUUUCCAACCUCGUGGGUUGGCCCAUGGCUUGAGUCGAUAGGUCGUGAUCGCAGGUACGAUGCUUGUGACGGCCUCUUGCAUACCCUGUUUGAGACCUUGGCUAAAGAUCCGACGAUUGGGGAACCUGGCCAGGCAGCUUGCAUUCGAGCUGGGUUCGACGCGAUGACCUUCACUUUGGAAACAUUUGUUGGAUCCAACAAAAGCUCAGGAAACUCGCAUUUGUAUGCCUGCGGCAUCUUCAACGUAGUCAUGCGCUAUAAGGAUUUGAUUUUGCAAAACCUACAUGCUCCGGCAACUUCGCACUUGGGUUGGAAGACAUUCCAUGUUGCCCAAGCUGCGCAAAGCGUGCUGAACUCAGCGAUGAAACUCGACAUGAAGUUAUUUUCUGAAGAGUACCGCACCCUUCGCCGCUCCGAGAAACUGCAAUCUACCAUCACGAGGAACUCCAAACUAUUUUGGGAGGGCAUUGUGGAGAUGUUUGAUUCGUCAACGCAGCAAGCUUCGCUAGCAGAAGGGUUUUUGGUGUCUCUGGAGCCGUUGAUUGGCAUUGAAAAGAUCCGCCCUCUCAAGAAGACCAACCAGCUUGAUGAGCCCACCAAGGUAUUUAACGUGGCACUUGGAAACACAACUGAUGUUCUUGCAAGAAUAUUCAGUCGCAUCUCCGAGCUUGAUGUCACUGAUUUCCAGAAUUUAUUUGCCAGUAAUUUCGUUUUUCAAGUCACCAUUGGUAUUUCAAUGCACAAUGAGUCUGAUAUUGGCGAAGCAUCUUCUGAAUUGCUUAAAAGCUGGACAGGGGAGCUGUCUAGAAGUGGUGCCUUUGAGCAGAUCACGCAAGACCACCCGGACCAAGCUAUAGGCUCUGUUUUGUUUGUUCUUGACAGGGUUCUAAGGCACGCUGCUGAUGAAGAUCUUCUCCCUCCCUGGGAGCCAAUUCGGCCUAUACUUCAUAUGAGUCGAGACGUGCUUCGGGGGCUUAGCGACCCAACAAACGGAGUUUUGCGAACUAAGACUCUGGAACCGAAAUCGGUUGCCAUCGUCUUGCGAUGGUGGCAGGAACAAUGGCUGUUCAUCUCGAGGGCAUGCCGAAAUAUCGAGUCAUGGUCGCUCUACGUGUCAAACAAUACCAUGCAGGAAUUUUGCCGUGAGAUCAUGGAGUUGGCCGAAGCCUUGAUUGCAGAGGAUGGCCUAAUUACGUCGGUCAGUUCCAAAGCACGGAACAAGAGCGAUCAAGAAAUGAUGGAGCAGAUUCUCAAGCCCGCAAAGGACAACUUUCAGGGUAUGGAGAAUAUGAUUCGACUUCGUGAUCGGUGGCUGGUGGACGUCACUGUACGAGUCCUUUGCAAGAUUCUCCAACGUCUCCGAGAGAACCACUUGGAGAUCGCCGAGAGCUCCCGGAGUCUCAUCCUUGAUGCCUGCAUUGCCAAAGGCAGCCCACCUCGAUACAAACGUCUCACCAAUUUGACGGAUCAGCAACGGGCCGAGCUGCUUCAAGCGCUAGGUUACACAGAUGACGAGGUACAGGUCCACCAAAUCAACGCUAUUCAAGGGCGGGCAAAGGAUCAAGUGAAGAAACAGAGCAGUUUGGAUGCCUGGUCCAAGUCAGGCAGCACAGCAUCUGGUCAUGGCACGCCAAGGACGAACCGAGAUGACGUUCUUGAGCUUAGCAAAUCUAUCGACAACCCGAUCCUCAAGCAGCUUGAGGCGAGGAAGCAGCUAGAGGCAAAGAGAGCUGCAGCAGCGAAACCGAAACUGCCGCCUAAGGUGCCAGACCAAAGGGCCAUAUCUGCCUUGAAGGAGAGCCGUCAAAGAGAGAAGGCGGAAAAGCUCAAGCGGGACGCUGAAAUUGUUGCGCGAGCUAAGCAGCUUCGGGGAGAGACCGUGCAUGGAGAGGGCUCUUCGUUGGCAAAAUUGGCAUCUCUUGGAAAGGAUCAUUCGAGAAGCGAAAUAAUGGUCAAUAGUUCAGACGAGGAAUCUGAAGUCGAGGAAGACUCAGAUUCAGAUAACCAGCUCGCCGAACUAAGCAGCGGAGGUCGGAAGACAUUAGAUGAGGCAGAGAGACGCAACCGAAAGGCCUUGCUGGAUAAGACCCGCAGGCCGGUGAAGAAGAUCAAGCAACAACGAUCUGCGAAGGAGAUGCGAGCCCGUAUUAUCCCCCCAAUGGACCGGCUGCAUAAUACAAUUCUUGCCUGGGAUAUCUUCCAUGAAGGAAAUGAUCCACCUAGUGGUCCUAAAGGGAGCGAAGUCGCCACGAAGUAUCCGGAUCCCAGGUCGUAUCAGGGUACAUUCUUCCCCCUCCUGGCCUCAGAAGCCUGGCGUGCCUUCGUUACUGCUAAAGAUGAGAUUACUUCUCAACCUUUUGGUAUGAAGAUCGCAAGUCGAGCUAGUGUUGAUAGCUACCUCGAGGUUACUUUCACAAUGCCUAUUGUUCAAAAUAAGGACCGCGGUGUUUCUGAGGGAGACAUUCUUCUUGUUUCUGAAGCCGAGAAGCCAUUGCUUGAUUCAACGGCCAAGCACUGUCUCGCUCGGGUGCAUCGUAUCCAGUAUAAGAAGGAUAUGAUUGAAAUUACUUAUCGCGUUGCCUCUCGAAACAAUCCCUUGUCAAUUACUCUCAACCCCGGCAUUACUGUCUACGGAAUAAAAAUAACGAACAUGACAACCAUUGAGCGAGAGUAUGCCGCCCUGGAGAGUUUACAGUACUAUGACCUAAUGGACGAGAUUCUCAAAGCCGAACCAUCCCCGAUACUGAGAUACGGAGAAGAAAAGGUGACUAAAUGGAUGGGAAACUGGUCUCUCAAUAGAGGGCAAGCCUUGGCCGUUCUCGGUGCUCAGGAGAACGACGGCUUUACAUUGAUUCAAGGACCUCCCGGAACCGGAAAGACCAAAACCAUUGUUGCGAUGGUUGGUGCCUUGCUUUCCGAACAACUGGGGUUGCAGCUGGGCGGAACCGCGAUUGGCAAUCCUCUCAACAGACCAGGGGCACCUACACCUGCAAAUACUCAGACACGCCCGAAGAAGCUUCUGGUCUGUGCUCCAAGUAACGCAGCCGUAGAUGAAAUCGUCUUGCGUUUGAUGGGUGGGAUAACGACUGUCAAUGGUAAGCAGAGCAAAGUCAAUGUGCUGCGAUUGGGUCGCAGCGAGGCGAUUAAUGCUGCUGUGAGAGAGGUCACAUUGGACGAAAUAGUCAAGAAACGCCUUGAAAGUGAUGGAACUCGAGACAAGGCCAAGGCUGAUCGAGACAAACUUCAUCAGGAUGCAGGUAAGAUCAGAGAGGAGCUCAAUCAGCUCAGACCCCAGCUUGAUGAAGCAAGAGGUCAGGAUAAAGCAAAGUAUGACACAUUGUCUCGCCAUUUUGAGCAACUCAAGCGACAACAAAUGCAGAUUGGCAAGCAGAUUGAUGCAAACAAAGACAGCGGCAACUCCAUUGCAAGAGAAACUGAGCUUCGGCGUCGUCAGAUCCAACAAGAGGUUCUCAACUCAGCCCAUGUCCUGUGUGCUACACUCAGUGGUAGCGGUCAUGAGAUGUUUAGAAACUUGGAAGUUGAGUUCGAAACCGUCAUCAUCGACGAAGCUGCGCAGUGCGUCGAAUUGAGUGCUUUGAUCCCACUCAAAUAUGGCUGCUGUAAAUGUAUCUUGGUUGGAGACCCCAAGCAGCUUCCGCCCACAGUACUUUCACAGUCCGCCGCGCGUUUUGGUUACGACCAGAGUCUGUUCGUUCGAAUGCAGCAAAACCACCCGAAAUCGAUCCACUUGCUUGAUGUACAGUAUCGUAUGCAUCCCGAGAUCAGUACAUUUCCCAGCACAGAGUUCUACGAACGGCAGCUCAAAGAUGGCCAGAACAUGCUGCAGCUUCGGCAGCAGCCCUGGCACAAGAACGUUCUUCUGGGGCCCUAUCGUUUCUUUGAUGUGCAGGGUGUACAAGAAAGGGGCCACAGAGGGCAAUCCCUGGUCAACACAAGAGAAUUGGAAGUGGCCAUGCAAAUCUACGACCGAUUUAGCACCGAGUAUCGCGACCUUGACCUGACGCGAAAGAUUGGUAUCAUCACCCCUUACAAAGCUCAGCUGUUCGAGCUUCGUGCUCGAUUUAAGUCUCGAUAUGGCGAAAGCAUCACAGAGAUUAUUGAAUUCAACACGACAGAUGCCUUCCAAGGACGAGAAUGCGAGAUUAUCAUAUUCUCCUGCGUCCGUGCUAGCCCCACGGGUGGUAUCGGGUUCAUGACAGAUAUCCGACGUAUGAACGUCGGAUUAACCCGAGCAAAGUCGUCUCUUUGGAUUCUCGGAGACUCAAAGGCCCUCGUUCAGGGUGAGUUUUGGAAGAAGCUCAUCGAGGACUCACAGUCACGCAACUGUUAUACAAAGGGUGACAUUCUCUCUAUGCUCCGAAAGCCGCUUGAACAACGCUCUAUAGCGUCCUCGCCGUCGAAUAUGACCUCCAAUGGAAACCAUGAAAACAAGACCAUGGUGAUGCGCGAUUCUUCCUCUAGCAAGCCCCCUACCUCGACACCUAAGCCUUCUGGGCAGACGCGGCCUGCACCUGCAGCAUCUGGGCGAAGCCCUAUCCCGGGUUUCGGAUCUGGUCAUGAUGCAAGGCCCCCUCCACAAGUAGCCGGCCUGCCAGUCAUCCAUACGUCUUCAGAGAGAUCGCCAUCCGAUACGAAGAAGCGACCGUUGGAAGGGCCCGACACGGGUCAGCCAACAACCAAAAGGAUCGCCAGCAACGGGCCCCGAUCCUCAAUGCUGAGCAAAUUUGGCCAAAAGCCCAGCAAGGUCAAACCCCAGAAACCACCAACGGAUCCAUCCGCAAUGUCGGUUCUGGGAAUGGUACCACCUGAAAGGCCUCCUCCCAUCCCCAACUCGACACCAGGAGGAGCCCCUCCGCGGCCGAUUCCACGAAACUCGUCUGAUGGGCCAGUGCCACCUAACCCAUCAAACAACAAGCCACCUCCACCGAAGGGACCAAAGAAAAAACCAAGCUUGUUUGUGCCGCGAAAGCGAUAG